Molecule: messenger RNA, 2214 nt
Organism: Cyclospora cayetanensis
Lineage: Eukaryota; Apicomplexa; Conoidasida; Eucoccidiorida; Eimeriidae
Exons: 4
Coding region: 1-2214 (737 amino acids)
Source: RefSeq, a predicted model, not a curated record
AUGGACAAUCUCACUCUUUUUAUGCUUAUUGGUUGGGGGGUAGCUCUCCUGGCUUCAAUGGUUAUAGAGGAGGAGCAGAUCGUCGAGCCGCAGCCAAUAAUAAAGCUUGAUAGGCACACAGUCGUCAUUCCUGCGCAUUCAUUUGCGCCCAAGUUUAUCUUCUUAGGAGAGCAGUGGUUGCCCGCCCCUACCGAGAGCCAUGCAAACGGGCAGCACCGGGUGUGCUUGGUGGAGAGAGCACGUUUCGGUAGGAGAGACAGCAGAAAAGGAGAGGCCUAUAGGGCCCAGGUGUAUAGGCAGGUGGCUGCCCACACACCCCAGUUCGAGAAGGUGCUGAUCAGCAGCAGAGAUACUGAAACCCUUUGCUGCACCAGCAGAGACACACAUCAUGUGCGCCUGCAGGCACGCGCCUUAGCAGAGAUGCUGCCUUGCCUCUCCUUGAGGACCAGUGCAACAGAAGUGCAGCAUCUGAGGUACAGUCUAGUGGAUUACACUUUACAAAGCCUGGAGAACAUCAACACGGAAAGGCUCAAGGAAAUCAUAGCGGACACUUGCAACCAGCCAAUGUAUCUCCUCCUCCGCAUCUAUGAAUGCACCCGCGUCCCAGAUCUUUCUCGCCCCUCAACGCCGACGGCGGCAGAUGCCUCUUUGGGGGCCCCUGGAAGCCCAUUCGCGGCACAUGAAGAGACUGAGGGGUGGACUGUGGUUUAUGAGGCACCCCCCAUCGAGUUAGGAGACAGGAGCAAAGUAGCGCCGGAGACCAUUAGGAUGCACGAGGGAGCACGCUUCUACUACAAGCAUCCAGUCACCCCUGUGCAGCCCAAACUGUUCGAGGAGAAGAAAGAGCUUAAUGCCGUGCUGCCGCCGCAAGGGAGAGCAGUUUUAGUAGAGACCCAAUGCAAUAACUCGGAACCCCAACUAGCAAGAGCCUGCUUCGAUGACGCAGCCGCCAAAGCCCUCAGAGCGGUGUCUGGGGGACCCCCUUUUGUCUCUUCUGUGGUGGACAUUGCGGCCAACACAGACCCACCAAAAGGGGUCUCCCGUCAGCCUCCUUGCUUCCCCUAUGAUCCACGGAGGCCCCCGAUCUUGGCAGGGUGUCCCUUGGAGACAGCUGAAGGCACUGCUGUUGCCUUAAGGCCUCCAGUCAAGACAGAGACCCUACCACCACGCCCAAGAGGCCUCAGCAGCCCCUGGAGUUCUCGAGAAGGAGCUCCUCAGCGUUCCCGUUCUGCAGAUGCGCCGUACAGCAAGGGCUCUCUUGGGGCCCCCACGGGAGGGUUCCUCAUGGGGGAGACGUUCCUGCCGUGCGGAGUUGGUUCUCCCACGGAGAGGGUGCGUGACGUCUAUCCGUGUCCUGCAGACUCGGCAUCAGGGCGUUUCAGGGUGCUGUGUUUGCGGCAGCAAGGACUGCUCUUCGAAAAUGAUGUUCUCUCUGUCUCCUGUGUCAUCGGGACAGCCAGCGUACCGAUCAACAGGACCUUGCACGCCUCAGUUGAACUGAGCAUCAUCUGUAAGAUGGCCCCUCUGGGUGACACCCGGGGGGGCUGUGAGGGGCUUCCGCAGAGUCCAGUAAGCGUGGGAGCCACCACUGGAUUCCACUGCGUGAGAAGCAGCAUCCGAAAUCUCGAGAAUGAGGCCCUGCAGUGCUCCGUGUCCCCCAUUGUGAGGGCCCCAGGGGGCGGCCCCAGGGGGCCCCCCAGAGUGAUCCAGACUGUUGUGGUGACAGUCUUGAAGCCAUUUUUGGUCGUUCCCGAGGUGGUGCUGGAGGUGGGGUUGCCGGACGGACGAGAGGACAGGAGUGUGUUCGCUCUUCCUGUUGUUCUGUCUCAGUUCGUCAAACCCUUGUCUUUGUCGCCUGCUGCAGCCCUGCAGCUGUGGUACGACACUUCGUUGCAUACCAGGUUGACAUCAGUCCGGCUGUCGCCAUCGGUCUCUUCCUGUGGACCCUCCUUCCUGGAGGAGAUUGUCUCCCUGGGCGGGAAAUUAUGUCUCAUUAAAGGCAUAAAACACCGCCUGGCAGACAGUGCUCUGAUUGCUGCAGGAGAGCUCGCAGCAAUAGGCGACAUGGAAUCAGACUGUAACUGCAUCGUCAGGUUCUGGAAGGGCCCCUCAGUCUCUGGAGCAACUGCAAAACUAGAAGUUAAAGCACAAGACCCAAGGGUGGUCGCAAGCCUUUAUGAGCUUCUUCUUUACCUCCUCGAAGACGCCGAAUAA